Molecule: messenger RNA, 831 nt
Organism: Necator americanus (New World hookworm)
Lineage: Eukaryota; Metazoa; Nematoda; Chromadorea; Rhabditida; Ancylostomatidae
Exons: 7
Coding region: 1-831 (276 amino acids)
Biological process (GO): translation
Cellular component (GO): ribosome; mitochondrion
Molecular function (GO): structural constituent of ribosome
Source: RefSeq, a predicted model, not a curated record
AUGUUGGGACAAACUGUCCUGACGCUACGGAUAGGAUCUGCAGCCACAAAACCUCUUCAAGCAGUCAGGAACACAUGGAUCCUGAGAAGGGUGUUCGCGCCGGAGCCUACACCUCCUGGGAAGGUGCAACGCAAUCCGGAGGAGUUACCUAACCUUAUGAAACUUGAGACGGUAGACUACGAAACACUGAAGCCCGCUGGACCACUGAAGGUCAUUUUACUGCAAGAUAUAGAAGGAGUGGGGCACCAAUUCGAUGUAGUUAAUGUGGAUAGAAGGCUAGCCCGAUCUGAUCUACUUCUCACAAGAAAAGCAGUGUAUGCAUCUCCCUUCGAUCUGGAGUACUAUGCAAAAGUCAAGGAGAAGAUGGCAGAUGAACUAUCAAAGCGAGUGCGAAUUCCUUAUGAAUAUAUUUGUAUCGGUCGAGAUCUACAGGCAUUGGUAGUCCCAAUUAAGGUUAGCAUGGAAAACAAAUGGACUAUAGAUAAAAACAUCAUAAAAACUUCACUAAGGCAAACGGGCGUAGGUAUGCUGGAUGAUGCAAUAUUUCUUGGAGAUGAACCUAUCAGCGGCCCCAACUUCGAAAUUGAAGCUCGGUUGAUUCGAUUCUACGUAGUGGUCUCGAAACAGUACAUCGUUCCAAUGCUAGGGAGGAUUACACACAUUUCAGCAGACGAGUCAAAACAGAUACUGGUCCCAGAGAGCAAUCGCACUCCAACGGCAGCACAACUAGCCCGAUUUGGUAUUAAGGAAGAACAACCUCAUUACAGUACCACACCUGAAAUAGACGAACAUUUCCCAGUAGUUGAUUUUAUGAGGCGAAAAUUGCGGUAG